Molecule: messenger RNA, 1340 nt
Organism: Alosa alosa (allis shad)
Lineage: Eukaryota; Metazoa; Chordata; Actinopteri; Clupeiformes; Clupeidae
Exons: 9
Coding region: 107-1144 (345 amino acids)
Source: RefSeq, a predicted model, not a curated record
CUAAUUGUUAGCUGUGCUUGGGCCUUGCCAUGCUUAUUACGCUAUAUUUCAGUCUAGACAUAAAGCUACACAAAUCCUAAAUGAAUCACUGUGUGGGCUGUUGUCCAUGGGAAUGGAUGACCCUGGACCAUCGAAACCCCUGAAAGGUAUUCUCAAGGGCACAUCCCGUCAGCAAGAGCCCACUGUGCACCAAAUGGACUGUCCGAUGAGCGCAUCUUCGGCUGGCCUACCUCAGACCAACCUGCAGAGCAGCAGUGGUACUGAUGUCGCUAAUGCACAGGGUCGACCGCUGAAAGGCAUCCUUCGAAAUAAUCUCAGUGACAGUGUGUCUGACUCGAACGGGAAGAAGCGUCGAAAGCAGCAAAGAUGGGAUGAAGGAAAUAUUCUUGCCACCAGCUGCCACUCAUGGCUGAAGACUGCUGCUGGCUGCAGAGACUCCAAAAGUGGACCAUAUCUCUGCAGCAUAACCAUGUUGGAUGACGAAUUUGAAGAGGACAGGUGCCUGUGCAAAAGAAGACCCAUUCUCCACCUGAAUCAAGACCAGGCCUGUAAACAGGGUGUGUUUGUCAAUGAUAAUCUCAUACUGCACAGGAAGAAGUCUCAGAGUUGGGAUGAAAUAAGUAUCUUGGAGACCCAGCAUCCCAGCACGCAAGAUACCUCCUCCACACAGCCCUGCCACUGGGGCAUAGGGAACAGGACUUGUGUUGCUGAUGGUGUUAAAGAGGACUGCAGGAGUAUUGAGUGCUUUCCUGAACCGCAGCCUAUGAGCCCUCAACCAGACCCAGAGCCUCAGGCCGAAGAGUCACUUGAGCACCCCAAGCCACUGGACCAGGUGCAAGUCAUGGACACCUCACCUGUAGGCAUGCAUCUCUCACUGGAGGCUGUCUCAAAGGCAGAGGGGCUGGAGGAGGACAGCACAGACAAAGUGAUAGGUCAUGACGAGAGCACACACUUUGAGGAGCUGAGGAAAGCAUACAUCAGGGAGAGCCGUCAGGUUCUGUUGGAUAAGGCCUUUCAGGCGAGAUGCAGCGAUGAGGAUGAAAAUGACGAAGAGGCGGAAAAUGGAACAUUUCCUGCCACAGCUGCCGACUCUGCUGAUGCUGCACACACUGAUGCCAGUGAAUGGAGUGGCCAGACAAGCUAAAAAAUCCAGACAGAAACAGGGACUGAAAAGCAAUGAUCUCUCCAGAUAACAGCUCAUUCUAUGAUGCCUCAAAAGAUAUGUAAACUAAAAAUGGAGGAUUAUUCUGUGACAACUUUUCAACUUUCUCCACUUUCAACUUCAUCAGAAAAGCAACCUCUCAAUGGACUUUGAGUAGAUAUAAACAAUGAUCACAAUA